Molecule: messenger RNA, 1677 nt
Organism: Aspergillus japonicus CBS 114.51
Lineage: Eukaryota; Fungi; Ascomycota; Eurotiomycetes; Eurotiales; Aspergillaceae
Exons: 1
Coding region: 1-1677 (558 amino acids)
Molecular function (GO): protein binding
Source: RefSeq, a predicted model, not a curated record
AUGAAUGCGCUCACUGACCCUCGAUUCAGCAGCCUGGUAGGAGCCAUGCCAGAGACCACCUUCGUCGAGGCCUUCCUGCUUCUCUCUCCGGCUUACUUUGUUGAGCCCUAUCGAGACAUUCACCGACCGCUCCAUCCAACCGCGGAACAAAGCAUGGAUAUCAGGCCAUUGCAGGAAAUCUUCGACGAAUUCGCCAGCAAGCUCGCACGAAUCAUUCGGCUCAGGGUUUCCACAGGCCAAAUUCCAGGCCUGGCGGAGUUCACCCACUUGCUUGCUUGCGCAGCCGCCAUGGGGGAUCCUCAGAUGGCACAAAGCGCAUGGCAGGCCAUGCAAUAUCGUAAGGUGGAGCCCGAUACCCAGUGCUAUAAUCAUCUCAUGGAGGCCUUGAUCUGGGAUGGGACAUUCACGGGGCUGAGAAAAUACCGCCUGAGAGUGACCCGUUUCGCUUACAAAAUGCGAAAAAACGCGCCCCCCGAUUCCGGCUGGUCGGGAUACGGCACCGCAGCACGCAGCGUGCUCAAGUCGGUACGAGUGGUAUUCAACGAGAUGAUGGCCAAAGCCAUCCCGCCGGAUGAGACGACCUUUGUCAACAUGAUGCUUGCAUCUUGUCGCACAGGUUGGGUUCCGGGGAUCAAGGCUGUUCUGAAAGCCGCUUGGAACAUAGAUGUCGACGGACUGUUGACAGCAAGCGACCCGUCGAGCUCAUCCGAUGUCUACCACACCGACCCUGCUUCAGCCCUUCAUCCCACGGGUCGACUUCUGUUUGCGGUAGCUCACGCCUUCGGAACAAAUAACGACAUCAGAGCUGGACUUCACUUGGUAGAAUUCAUCGCAAGCCGAUACAAUGUACCAAUUCCCGAGAAGGUUUGGCUUGAAUUGUUCGAGUGGACGUUUGUCUUGUCCCGUCCCAGAUUCGGCCCCGACGCCGAGGAACAGAAGAAGGUGAAGAUCAAGCCACGUUUCGUGACUCAGCUGUUCGAUGCUAUGACUGCAGAGCCAUACAACGUGCGUCCCACGAUUGAGACGCGCCUCAAGGUCGCUAAGUUAGCGUGGGACAGUCGGAUUCUGAAAAAAUACAUGCCACAAAUGUAUGCUGCAUAUGAGAUCCUGAUGGAGACACGUCAAAGGAGAUGGGAGGCGAGAUCAGCCAUCAUGGCAUCUAUGAAGCGGCGCAGGCUACAUAAAAGUCACGCAGAUUGGCAGUCGCGAGACUUGGCCAACGCAAUACACACCUAUGAUAUCCUCAGACUGCGCACAGCCCAACAGACUGAGCUGGUGAGAAAGCUCGCAAGAAACAUGCUGAUCAACAAGCUAUGGACAGGUCGAGACAACCCUGCAUGGUUUAGGACUCUGUUCCCCCAGGCGCUAGAAGAAUGGCGCGACUUCCUCCCAGAGGAUUUCCACUUGAACACCCGUGGCGGAGUAGUUCAUUUCGUUGGGAAAAUUCGCUGGGGUAGCCGGAACCGUUACAGCGGAAGGCGUAUUCCUAUUCGACGGCCCACACCCUAUAAUGAUGUCGAGCCGGGUGACGAGGUCAAUUAUCUUGACGACGAGUUCUUCUGGGAAGCUCUCUUGCGUCUCGAGCCAAAUAUCGAGCCAACUUCUGCAUCCCUUAGGCGACUAUUCGAGCCGGUUCUAGAGAGAUAUCGUCGCACAGAAGACAAUCAACCAUGUUGA